This is a messenger RNA of Caretta caretta (loggerhead turtle), 1277 nucleotides long. RefSeq names its product nuclear factor 7, brain-like. Gene Ontology annotation, molecular function: protein binding. The record is from RefSeq and is a predicted model, not a curated record. Lineage: Eukaryota; Metazoa; Chordata; Testudines; Cheloniidae.
AAGAACUGGUAACCAGGACUUCUCCCAGGGCCAGUGGGGCUGGGCUUUGCAGUACCUUGCUUCCUGUGCACCGUGGACAGCUGUUGCCUUUAGGAAGUGUAACCCUGCUGGAGUGCCGGCAGAUCCAGCUGUGGGGAAACCCCACCGAAGGGUUGCUAAAUUCCCAUCAGUACAGCUGAAGCAGCAGAGGGACGGGAAGGAGGGCAGUGGUUCUGCCAUGGAGGCUCCUCAGAGGCACCCAGUGGGGCAGAGUUGUGAUAAAGAAAUAGAAGACGUGGUCUGUAACUUCCUGGAGGCUCAAGAGGGUGUGGAAAAGCUCCAGAGCUGCUACAAGAAAAGGAUCCAGGCUACUCAGAAUGACCUGCAGUCCCUUCGGGAGGAGGUGAUGGGGGACUUCCGAAAGAUGCACAGCUUCCUGUAUGCUGAGGAGCAAUCUGUGAUGGCCAAGAUUGGCCAAGAAGAGAAGCAGGUACUCAGCCGCCUGGAGAACAGAGUGACAGACAUCACCAAGAGGGCAGCUUGUGUUCUGGAGCUAAUGGAUUACUUGAGUGAGGUGGAGGACCAUGAUGGGCACCUAACAGGUAUGGCUGAUAGCCAGGUGGAUCAUCUAAAGACAGAGCUGACCAGGCGUAGCAAGGAGCUGAGACACUACAGGCCCGCUGUCCUCUCCAGCCCUUCUCUGACGUACAUGGUUUGUAGAAGGAUGCUGUGGUAUGUGAUGCGGUCUGCUCUGGAGCGCCUCACCCUGGACCCGAAGACAGCCCAUUCGCACCUGCAGCUCUCCGAAGACCUGAAAUCGGCAAAACUGGGACCCAGUGCCCAGGCUGUCCUGGAGGACCCCCAGCGCUUUGAGCCAUGUCUUUAUGUCCUCUGCUCUCAGGCUUUCCGCGCAGGCAGGCACUACUGGGAGGUGAGCGUUGGGGGCAAAAGCAACUGGGUGAUUGGGGUAGCCAGCCACUGUGUCAACCGCAAGGCAACAGAAGAUCUCAAACCUGAAAAUGGAUACUGGGCCCUUCGGAAGAUACCCGGCAACCGUUACUAUGCCCUGUCCUCACCCCCAGCCCUCCUGACCCUGGAUUCCAGCCCCAUGCAGGUGGGCAUUUGCCUGGACUAUGAGAGCGGCAGGGUUGGGUUUUACAACGCCGAGUGCAUGGCAGAGAUCUGCACCCUCGGGGGCAACUUCCAGGAGCCCUUGCACCCUUUCUUCUGCCCCGGCCUGGUGCUGGCCGAGCAGGACUAUGAGCCUCUCCGGGUGUGCAAUUAGAGCAGGGAGAGGG